CGUAUCGUACCGCAGGACAAGAUACACAAUUUAUCAUCACUCGAUGUAAACAAAAUAGUUUCAACGAAAAUGUUGGUGCGCCGUCCGCCGACGACGCUCGAAUAAUAAUGAUCGUGUAUAAAGGGUAAUUAUUUCCUGGUCGUAAUAGUUUUAAGUUACUUAUACGGUUUUAUCAUUACUUGUAUACAUUGUAAAUAAAGUUUUUUUUAAUAAAUAUCUAAUGAAAAUGGAAUUGAGUUUAAAUUUGCAAACAUUAAUUUUAUUAUAUUAGUACAUAAAUUAAAAUAAUAUUUACUUAAAAUUUAAUUUAAUCAAAAAAUGUUUUAAUUUUACUAAUAUUGUGUAUAAUAGACUUAAGUUUAACAAAAAGUAUGUAUUUAGAUUGUUAAUUUUUUUAGCACUAUACUAUGAGUGGCUUAUAAUUAUUAUUUUUGUCAUCUGUAGGUGAUGUGUACAUCCUUAUGUUGUCAUAAUGGACACAGAGUCUAUAAGAUCCACGAGCGAGUACAGUUCCAAAUCCAAGUACAAGGGCCACUCAUUAAAAUCUAGCAGUAAUCAUAGAUCUAACAGUUAUAUGUAUGCAUUAGUUUUUAUUGUAUAGGUAUUGUUAAAAUUAUUAACAGUUUUUAAUGUCUUGUUCAUGUGUAGAAAUAACACUCGAAGUGCUCGCAAAUACUCUGAUAGCUUAAAUAAUCCAUACGAAACAACUAUGGCACCAUAUCAAACUACUGUUAUGUUAGAUGACACAAGAGAUGGCCAAGAUGUUGUUGAAGUACAAAUAUUGCCUCAAGUAAUUAUUCAGUUUCUCCUAAUGUUAUUCUAACCUUGUUUGAGUACCAUUUUCUCAUUCUUAUUAUUGUGGAUAAAAUGAUACCUAACACAUAGUGUAUAAAUAUUGCUCAUUACUAUUGAUUAAAAUUAUAUUUUAUUAAAACAUUUAGUCGAUCAUAUUUAGAUAUCAAGUAUAUCAUAUGUUAAUCAUGGGUAUUGAUUUUGGAUGCUAAGAAUAUUAUUUUUUUUGUAGGAUGAAAAUUGGGGUGAAAACACUACAGCAGUUACUGGUAAUACUUCAGUGCAAUCUGGUUCAAUGGAAGAAAUGGGUGCACUGUGGCCAGAUACUGAACAGAAAAGUGCUUUUCCAAUAUUGUGCCAUCGUUAUAUUGCAACUACAUUGACUGGACUAUUGUCUCUAGUUGCUUUUCUUAGCCCUUUAGCUAUGCUUGUUUUACCAAAAUUAGGUAAUUUACUUAUAAUAAUAUUAUUAACACAUUAUGUUCAGUUCUUUUUUCAUAAGCUACCUUUAUAUCCUAAAUAUUACCUACAAGAAAUAAUAUAUUAUCAGGAUCAAUUUUUUUUUUUCAGUCAAAAUGUAUGUUUUAUAUUUUAAAAUAAUUUUUAAAUGUUUGUGUUAAUCUAUUUCAGUAUGGAUAUCAUUUUUACUAUUAGUGCUUUGAUUUUUUUUUUUUUUUUUUUUAAUUAAUAAAUAUUAUUUUUCUUUUACCUGUUAUAACAGAAGAUGUGAGUAAAUUUCAUAUUGUUUUAAAAUAUAUUUACAUGCUGAAAAUCCAAAAUCCUAAAAUUUGAUUAUAAUAUAAAGUUGUGAUUAUUAUUUUAAUUUAAAUAACUGCAUACAGACACAACAUAAUAUAUAUUUCUAAUAUUAUUGUUGAUGUUUUUUUCUUAGGUGUUUUUAGUCCUGUUGCCACAAAUCUUAGCCCUCAACAAAGGGAAACCUUAUUAAAUUGUGGUGCAGAAUGUAAAGGAGUAUUAGUUUCACUGGCGUUCAAAAUGUUUUUGUUAGCUGUGGCGUCAUGGGCAAUUUUCCUACGUCCUCAUAAAGCAACCAUGCCUCGAAUACAUGUUUUUAGAGCAAUCGUCUUAACAUUAAUAUCAAUUUGUUGUGGUACUUUUUGGCUAUUUUAUGUGGUGCAAGUCACAGAAGGUAAAUUAUAUAAGGAUAUUAUACCAUACUUUUUUUAAAAAUUUUAUAUAGUAUUCUUUGGUGAAAAACAUUCAUAAUAUCUUAAAUUACCAACUAACUAAUCCUUAACUUAGUACUCGUUCAAUUCUAAUUCUUAAAUUAAAUUAGAUGAUUAAAUUAUCUAAUAAAAAUAUUGUUCAUAUAAUUAUUAUAUUAAUGUAUUGUUUACAAAAUAAAUAUUUUUAUAAAUAAAGUAUAUCUUCUUGGUGACACAAUGUACAAUAAGUUACAAUAUGAUAGUCAACGACCUAAUUCAGAGUCUCGGGAAUUUAAUUUCCACAUGCCGCGUGGAUUGCCUUAAACUAAAAUAGAAUAUAACAGGGAAAUGUCAGUCAAUUAACCAUAAUAAUAAUAAUCAAUUAUAGAAUGUGAUUACAGCCUGCUGCUGCAUAAUUAUAGGUACUUUUAUAUGAACUUUAAAAAAUAUUGAAAAUCACAAAUUUAAUGAAAAUAAAAAGUUGAUACCUACAUCAAAAUUUUCAAAAAAAUUAACUAUAAAAUGGCCAUCUUCAAAUAUUUCAAAAAUAAUAAAUUAAAAAGCUAUUUUUUUUUUUAAGUUUUUAUCAAAGCAUAAAAAUUGUAAUAUAUUUUGAUAUAUUAAGAAUUGUAGUAUAAAUAUUUAUAGUCCUUAUCCUUGUAAAUCAGAAUUUGAUUAUCUUUACUAUCUCCAGAGAUAUUAAAAUGGUUAUACAGUAAAACUUCCAUACAAUGGUCACCAAAGGGACCGGAAAUAAUGACCGGUAUUUAGAGGUAACUGUCCUUUAUAGGUUUCCUGUAUAGAGGUAUAACACUUGAUAGAACCAAAAAAAUUACCGUUAUACAGAGGUGACCAUUAAAGAAAGUUUUACUGUAUCGUCGUAUAAAAUAAAUUUAUGUAAAGAAAUUAUUUCAUAUGACUGCUGUAGUAUAGAAUUUUGAGUGUACCAAAAAUAGAAACAAUAAAAUUAACUAAUUGUUUUUUCAUCUCUAGAGGUGCACUUCUAGGUUAAGUAGCCACUUGUAUGCUUCAUUGUUGCCUUUGUGAAGCCCUUCUAUUCUUUUUUCAUAUUUUGUUAGGGAGCAUACCUCAGCAAUGUGGUUUGUUUGACUUACACAAGCUCUCAUAGUAGUAUAUAUAAUAUUUUCCAUUUAUGUAAAAGAAAAUCACAUUUUCCAUGUUUUGUUAUAUUUUGAUUUAGGGCAGUCCACAUGCCAUAUGGAAGUUAAAUUCCCAAGACUGAGCCAGGUCGUUGGCUAUCAUAUUUUAACUUAUUAUGUAUUGUACCACCAAGAAGAUAUACUUUAUUUAUUGAAACGUUUAUUUUGUAAAAAUCACAUUAAUAUAAUAAUUAUAUGAACAAUAUUUUUAUUAGAUGAUGGAAUAACAAUAGUUGUGCUUUUGACUGGUAACUGUUAUAAGUGAGAAGUUAGGAAGUUAGGAUACAUAUUCAGGCCUUAGAGUUAUUUAGUUUAUAUACUGUAUGAAAAAAUUAAUUAUUUCAAAUAAAAAAUGGUGAACCAUGUAUCAAAUUGAUAAGGCUUGUUAUAGUGCUAAAUACAUUUUAUUCACUUAAUUAAAAAAAAGUUUGAAUUUUAAACAUUUAUUAAAAAAAAAAUAAUAUAGGAUUAAAAUUUAAAAAGAGCUGAUACUGGGAAUGGGAGCUGUCACUGUUGUAGAUGAGAAGUUUGGAAGGUAGGAUACAUAAGGUUAUUUCAUUUAUAUCUGCAUGCAAUGAUAAACCAUUGCUUGAAUAAAGAAAAUUCCAAGCGCAGUUUGGUAGUACAUAAUCUGAAGUGCCAUAAUUUUUUUUGCGAUUUUUGUUUAAAUUUGAUUUCAUAAUGCUUAUUAAAAAAAAAACUUUUUCCUACUUAAAUACUUUUACUUAAAAAUAGCAUCGAAAAUCAAAAAAAAAAUUACCCCUUUAAAGUAUAAUUUAGACAACUUGAGUUUUUAGAAAAGUUGCACACGUAAAAAUUGGAGCAAGUUUACUAGGAAAAUAUUGUAUCCACAGAUUAGAACAAAAAAAAAUAAUAAUAAACAGCAUUGUAAAACCAAUAGCUCUCACGCUACUCUCGAAAUCUAAAAUAUUACAUUAUAAUUUGUGUUAUUAAUUUUAUUUAUUUAUUGAAUUUUAGGAGUCCGAGCCACAGCUACAGGUGAAGAUUUACUUGAGUACCGUGCCUUGGUAUCAUAUUCUUCUUCUCUAUGCGAUUGCCUUCUUUGUAUACAUUAUGUUGCUAUAGUAUUAAUGGAAAUAAGGCAUCUUCAACCAGCUUACUAUAUCAAGGUAUAUAAAUUCAUAACAUUUUUUUGACAAUUGGAUUAGUAACUGCUUUCUCUAAUAAAUUAAUUAAUAAACUAUUUUUAUUUUAUAUUAUUCGAUACCAGGGUUGAUUUGCUUUCACAUUUUAGUGUAGACAAUUUGUUAAAUGAAUGAAAACUAUGACAAUUAAAAAAAUAUGUUGAAACUUAUACAAAUGUUUACGGCUUUACAUUAUUAUUUAACAUUGAUGUAGUGAUACCAUACAAAUGCUAUUAUUUUCCUUCUUAUAAAAUAUUUGUAUUAUCUUAAAUUUAUUACUUACAAAAUAAGACAAAUUUAGGUUAGGCUAAAUUGUUAUUUAAUUAUACAGAAAUCUAAUGUUAAAAAAAAAAUGUAUAAGUGUACUAGUCAAAGGACGGUCCUAUCCAUAAUUAUAGUUAAUAUAGUUGCACAUUGACCUAGGAUAAAGGGUACUGAAUUUAAUUCCCUGAAUCGGCUGAUUUCUAGACUGUUAGCGCUUAUGUGAUAGAGUUAGAGAAUGUCAAGUUUAGAAAUCUCAUAAAUUUGAUGAGACGUGUUGAGAAACUUCACAUGGCACACUCCAUGUAAAUUUGUAUUAACUAGUGUAAUAUCAAAUGUGCAAUAUUUCUUAACUUUAUGUUCUCUCAUACCCUAACAUAAGCAAUAAAACGGAACAUUUUAAUAAUUUCGGUAAUCAACAAAUAGUAAAACUUUUAUUUACAUUGAAGUAGCAAAUGAUUUUGUUUUGUUUUUUUAUUGGGAUGUUUUUAUUUUGGGUUCAGAAAGUUUACACAAAUUUAGUUCAUAAUACAAAUAAAUAUUUUUUGUUUGUUAAUUGUAUGCAGGUUCAUAAUUUAUUUAAAAAAAAAAAAACUUAUUUAAAUGUUUGUUUUUUUUUAUUAUUUAGCUAAAUAUUUGUUCAAACCUAAAAUAUUGCUGUUUUGUAAAAAUUGUUAAUUUAAAUAAUUCAAAAUUAUUUUAAAUUAUAGGUUGUUAGAAGUCCUGAUGGUGAAAGUGGUUCAUAUCCUAUUGGUCAACUAAGUAUUCAACAAGCUGCAGUUUGGAUUCUUGAGCGAUAUUAUACUGAAUUCUCCAUAUACAAUCCAUACUUAGAGCGUUUACCAGUUUCAAAGUCUAAAAAGAACGCAUCAAGCUUUAAGUUUUACGAUAUUGAGGGUAUUGGAAGUAACACACUUCAAAUGAGUCAAUCAAGAGGUGCAAUGAAUGGUCACCCAAGACGUCGUGACUCAAGUCACAAUGAACGUUUUUAUGAAGAACAUGAUUAUGAACGUAGAGUUAAAAAGCGAAGAGCUAGGCUUCUUACAGCUGCUGAAGAAGCAUUCACUCAUGUUAAACGAUCACAUCAUGAUCCAGGUAAUUAUUAAUUAUUAUAUAUGAGGUUCUUACUGUUAAAUUAAUUAUUAUAACAUUUUUAUUUUUAGGCGGUGGUUCUGCCAUGGAUCCCUAUGAAGCUGCUCAAGCUGUAUUUCCAACAAUUGCACGAUCUCUUCAAAAAUAUUUAAGAGUAACCAGACAACAGCCAAGACAUACAGUAGAGUCUAUUUUGUCUCACCUAGCUUUAUGUUUAACUCAUGAUGCUUCACCAAAAGCUUUUUUGGAACCUUACUUGAGUGCAUCUCCUGUAUUACAAGUAAUUUAUAAAUUUGUACUAAAUAUUUUUUAUAUUUUUAUGUUAUUUAAUCUAAAAUUGUAUUAUAUUUUUUUUAGAAUGAGAAGGAACAAAAAUCACUUCAGUCCUGGUCAUUAAUUUGUAAUGAGCUAUUGACCAGAGGACUCAAAGAUGGAACAGUGUUUCAACUACGGCAAAAUGAUCUAUCACUUUUGUGUACAGUCCAUACGCUUCCUCAUUUUAGUAUUUCUGAAGAAGUUAUCAAUCCAAAAUCAAAUAGGUUUGUGCUUAAGUUGAAUUCUGAGACAUCGGUAUAAUUUUUUUUUUGUCUGUGUAACUAUUAGUGACUUGAUGAACACAAGUAUAUUGUACUUUCUAGUCUUCAAAUUGAGUUUAAACUACUUACAUAUUUUGAUCAGUGUACAUUAUUAUGAUAAUUUUGAUAAGUUUUCUAGAAUAUAUAUUAUAAUAUGCUUAUUAUUCAACAACUGACAAAGUUAAAUAGAUAAUAUUUUAAGUAGCUGCAAUAAUUCCUCCAUUUGUGAUUUUAGAUCCUAUUGAAAAGUAGUAUCACAUUUUUAUUUGUAUAUUUCUCCGAUUUUUGGAAUUUUAUUUAAAAUUUGCGUACUGUUAUUUAGUUUUUCUUCCAUAUUUUAUUAUAAAAUUAAUUAAAAGAUGUUUAAAAAAAAACCAAUUUAUAUAUAAAUAAUUAUAUAUUAUAAAUGCAUUAUUUUUUAACAAAAAUACAGAUUUUCUAAAUUUGAUUGAAAAAAUAUUUAUAUACAUAUAUUCCAAAAAGACUGUCAAACUAUGUUUUUUUUUUUAAUUGUAAUGCCAAAUAAAAUAUUUUAAAGCUCAAUUCAUUGGGGCCAUAUAUAUUAUUUUUUUAAAUUACACUAACAAUACUUGCACUGUUCAAACACGUAUUCCUUGCUAUUUGUAAUGUGAUUUUCAUCACAGUUUAAUUUUCAGUAUUAUUUUUUCUUAGAGUUUAUUUCUAUAUUUUGUGUCUUUAUUUUAUACAUCGAAUAUAGUAUAAUUAAUUUUAACUAGUUAUUUUUACCUUUUUAUAUUUUUAUUAUUUUAUUUUAUUGGAAGUGUAUUAUUGUAUUUUAUUAGCCUACAACCAGUACCUGUUUUGUAAAAUAAUUGUGGUACUCAAUAUUUUUUUUGGGCUAAAUGGGUUUCUACGCACAAAAAAUAUUCUAAAUUUAGUUUUAAGUUUUUUUUACCUAAUGUAUUAAUUAUUGUAAAUCUAGUUGACUAAUUUCAGUUAAUACUUAGUAUAGUGCAAUUUUCUUUUAUAUAUAUAUUUUUUGCAACAAGUGUUAUAUUUUAUUAACCAUUUCACUGCUCUAGAUGUUCUAUUAUACUAUUAUAUUCUUAUAUAUAGUAGAAAAUAAAAACCACAGCAUAAUAAUUAUUAUUCAGUGAUUACACUGAAAAAAAAUCAAUUUUUAUUUAAAAAAAAAUGUUUAACUUCACAAUUUGGUUUAUGAUUUUCUCUUAGUCCACAAAUAUAAACAUAUAUAAGAUAGAUUACAGAACUAGUAAUGGUCAAAUAAUUUUGUCAUGGCAGGGGAUAUGGAUGAUUAAUAUUUAUAAAAAAAAAUUGAUGAUUUUUUGUAUUUGCAUAAUUUUUUUAUAAUUAUGAAGAUAUAAUAUAAUAUAUUUGGUAAUUUUUUAAACCUACUCACCCCAUUUGUAUGACUGAAAUAUAUAUGAAUUUAAUUUCUGAUUUUUGGAAUUUUAUGUGCAGUGAACGACAAUAUUUCCGUAUACUUAAAUUUAUCAUAACAUUUAAGUAGUAUCCUGUGGUGAUAACAACUUUGAUUUUUCAAAUGAGAACCAAUAUGCUUUGAUGCAAAUUAUCAGUCAGAAAAUAUUUUUGAAAAUGUAGACGUAUUGUAAUUUAAAUUUGAACAAAAAGUUUCUAAGUUAUUCUACUUUCAAUACUAAGAAUAGCAUUUCAUGGGGAUUGGAUACCAAUUGUUAUAUGUUUAGAGAUAACUCCUUGUUUUGAAUUGUACAGUUAUUACCCUUUAGUAUUUAAAGAAGAAUAACUCAGAAAUUAUUUGUUAAAAUUUUGAUUAAUAUACUUCAACAUUUUCAGAAAAAUCAUCCGAUUGAAAAUUAGAAUGAAAACAUAUAGGUUCUCUUUUGAAAAAUUAAAGUUAGUGUUUUCACAUGAUACUCCUUUAGUGUUAUUAAAAAUCAAGUAUUUGAAAAUAUUGUCUUUUACUACACCUACAAAUUCUAAAUAUCACAAUUUGAAUUUAUGCAUAAUUUAACCAUAAAAAUGAGGUGAGCACUGAAUACUCUUAAAAAAAUGACUUUUAUAUUAUUAUGAAUAUUUAAGAAAAGUGGGGUAUAUAUAUACCCCUCCCCUCAUUUGACCACUCCUGUGCACUUCAUAAAUAGUAUAGCAGUGAAAAGGUUAAUGACUUGAUUUUUAUUUGAUACCAAAUUAUAUUUUAGAUUACUAUAAAUUCUCAACAUAAUAUGACAAUUAUUAACUAAAUAAGUAAAUAAAUGUCUAUGUCCUAUAUAUUAAUGUAACAUUAUAAUAUGUUGAUAUUUGGAUAUUAUUUUACAUCAAAUAAACAACAAAUAUUUA
Messenger RNA from Cinara cedri, 8492 nucleotides. NCBI's taxonomy places the organism in Eukaryota, Metazoa, Arthropoda, Insecta, Hemiptera, Aphididae. The record is from the annotation of a GenBank genome assembly.